GGCUAUUACAAAAGGACCUUGGAUUAUCCCCUGAUUCGGGAAUGGAAGAGGACAGGCUGUUUUGCUGUCCCGAUGAUUCAUUCCACGUUCCUCAUUGACUUGAGGAAAGAGGCCUCCACCAAGCUGAUGUUUUACCCCCCGCACCAGGAUUACACCUGGAGCUUUGAUGAUAUCAUGGUCUUUGCCUUCUCCAGUCGCCAAGCAGGAAUACAGAUGUUCAUCUGCAACCACGAACACUAUGGAUUCCUUCCCAUGCCCCUGAAAUCACACCAAACACUGCAAGAAGAAACUGAGAACUUUGUGCACACGCUGAUCGAGGCUAUGAUCGAUCGUCCUCCCAUUGAACCCUCUCAGUAUGUCUCCGUUCCUCCAAAGCACCCUGACAAGAUGGGAUUUGAUGAAAUUUUCAUGAUCAAUCUGAAGCGUCGGAAAGACAGGCGGGAUCGGAUGCUGCGGACUCUCUACGAGCAGGAGAUUGCAGUGAAGAUAGUGGAGGCUGUGGAUGGAAAAGCACUGAACACAAGUCAGCUGAAAGCUCUCAGCAUCGAUAUGCUCCCGGGUUACCGGGACCCGUACUCCUCCAGGCCACUAACCAGGGGAGAGAUCGGCUGCUUCCUUAGUCACUAUUACAUCUGGAAGGAGGUGGUGAACAGAGAACUGGAGAAGACGCUUGUUAUUGAGGACGAUGUGCGCUUUGAACACCAGUUUAAAAGGAAGCUCGUGAAGCUGAUGGAUGACAUUGAACAAGCCCAGCUAGACUGGGAGCUUGUCUACAUUGGCCGGAAAAGGAUGCAGGUGCAGGAGCCUGAGAAAGCAGUUCCCAAUGUCAUGAACCUGGUGGAAGCCGAUUACUCGUACUGGACCCUGGGCUACGCAAUCUCUUUCCAAGGGGCUCAGAAACUCAUCGGAGCUGAACCUUUCAGCAAGAUGCUGCCUGUAGAUGAAUUUCUGCCAGUCAUGUACAACAAGCACCCUGUAGCGAAGUACAUGGAGUACUACGAGUCCAGAGACUUGAAAGCCUUUUCAGCAGAACCCCUCCUUGUUUACCCCACCCACUACACGGGGCAGCCAGGCUACCUCAGCGACACAGAGACCUCUACCAUCUGGGACAACGAGACCGUGUCAACGGACUGGGACAGAACGCACUCCUGGAAAUCCCGGCAGCAGGGCAAGAUCCAUAGCGAUGCCCAGAACAAGGAUGCCCUGCCUUCCCAGUCGUCUCUCAACACGCCAUCCUCCAGGGAUGAGCUAUGACUGCCCGCUCCCCCCAGGACAGCUGAACCUGCCUCACACUUUAGCUUCUCACCCUUGAAAGUUGUAGAGCAG
This is a messenger RNA of Balearica regulorum gibbericeps (East African grey crowned-crane), 1326 nucleotides long. Lineage: Eukaryota; Metazoa; Chordata; Aves; Gruiformes; Gruidae. The record is from RefSeq and is a predicted model, not a curated record.